This is a messenger RNA of Insectozyma verbasci, 1314 nucleotides long. The record is from the annotation of a GenBank genome assembly. Lineage: Eukaryota; Fungi; Ascomycota; Pichiomycetes; Serinales; Debaryomycetaceae.
AUGUCAGAAAAUAACGAUGCUGAAAAGAAUAUUGAAAUUUGGAAAGUCAAGAAAUUGAUUAAAUCACUAGAAAUGGCAAGAGGUAAUGGUACUUCUAUGAUUUCAUUAGUUAUUCCGCCUAAGGGUCAAAUUUCAUUAAUUCAAAAAAUGUUAACAGAUGAAUAUGGUACAGCUUCAAAUAUUAAAUCAAGAGUAAAUAGGUUAUCUGUUUUAUCAGCAAUUACUUCAACUCAACAGAAAUUAAAAUUAUAUAAUUCCGUUCCAAGAAAUGGUUUAGUUGUUUAUUGUGGUGAUGUAAUAACAGAUGAAGGUAAAGAAAAAAAAUUAAAUAUUGAUUUUGAACCUUUUAAACCAAUUAAUACCUCAUUAUAUUUAUGUGAUAAUAAAUUCCACGUCGAAGCUUUAAAUGAGUUAUUAGAAAAUGAUGAUAGAUUUGGUUUUAUUAUUAUGGAUGGUAAUGGUGCUUUGUUUGGUGCUGUUAGUGGUAACACAAGAGAUGUUUUACAUAAAUUCACAGUUGAUUUACCUAAAAAACAUGGUAGAGGUGGUCAAUCAGCCGUUCGUUUCUCAAGAUUAAGAGAGGAAAAGAGACAUAAUUAUGUUAGAAAAGUUGCUGAAGUUGCAGUACAAAAUUUCAUUACUGCUGAUAAAGUUAAUGUUAAAGGUUUAAUUUUAGCUGGUUCUGCUGAUUUUAAAACUGAACUUUCAAAAUCUGAUUUAUUUGAUAAUAGAUUACAAGCUAAAGUUAUAAAAAUUGUUGAUAUUUCAUAUGGUGGUGAAAAUGGUUUUAAUCAAGCUAUUGAAUUAUCUGCUGAAACAUUAGCAAAUGUUAAAUUUGUUCAAGAAAAGAAAUUAUUAGAAGCUUAUUUCGAAGAAAUUAGUCAGGAUACUGGUAAAUUCUGUUAUGGUAUUGAAGAUACUUUAAAAGCAUUAGAUUUAGGUGCUUGUGAAAAAAUAAUUGUUUAUGAAAAUUUAAACAUAGUAAGAUAUACAUUAAAAGAUCUUGACGGUGAAGAAGUUGUUGCACAUGUAAACCCAGAAUUACCUGAUAAAUCCUGGCAAGUUGAUAAAAAAUCAGGUACUGAAAUGGAAAUAAUAAAAGAAGAAUCAUUCUUGGAAUGGCUAGCAGAAAAUUAUAAAAAUUAUGGUGCAGAAUUAGAAUUUGUUACUGAUAAAUCUUCUGAAGGUGCACAAUUUGUACAAGGUUUUGGUGGUGUUGGUGCUAUAUUGAGAUAUAAAGUUAAUUUUGAACAAUUAGCUGAUGAAUCAAGUGAAGACGAAUACUACGAUGAUGAUGAUGAAGAUUUUAUCUAG